UUUAGUUUAUUUUUAUUUGAUAACAAUGUGAACGGAACAAGUUGUUAAAUUUUAAUUGAAGAAUUCCUGUGUCGUCUGUCGAUUGAAUCAUGAUAGUUGUGCGUUAUUAUUCAUUUCGUUUUAUUUGAUACAUUUUAUACUGUAUUUUGAUUCACGUUCACGAUGAGUUCCGGAUUUGUCACCGAAACAGAAUUAGCAGAACGGCGCAAAGUCCGGCAAGAAGAAUGGGAAAAAGUUAGAACCGCUGAACAGCCUCUAGAGGCUCCCGAGGAGCAGUAUGACCAUCGUUCGCUGUUCGAUAGGCUCGAAGAACAGCGUAGGAAAAAAGAAUACGAAUAUGAAGAAACUCAUAAACUCAAGAAUAUGAUACGCGGUUUAGACGACGAUGAAGUUGAUUUUCUCGAGUUGGUGGAUCGUACUAAAAUGGCCGAAGAACGACGACAAUUGAUGGAAGAAGCAAGGCAGAUUGAGGAAUUUCGCUCAAAGGUAUCGACUCUUCAGUGUGAAUCGUCCGUUUCGCCUCUUGUAGCUAUUGUUCCCAAACCGUCGACUACUUCGGGAAGCGUGGCGAAAAAAACACAGAGUAAACUAUUGGCCGGUGCUAUUGUGAAAAAAAGAUCUUCGGAGGAAAGUACGAGUUCUCCUAAAAAACAAAUGAUUAAUCGCGAGUCAAUCAAACUCAAUAUUAAACCAAACAAUAAACCAACAGGUGAAACCAAGUCUAGUCUUUUACCGGGUCUUGCAUAUUCAGACAGUUCAGACAGUGAUGAUAGUUCCUCUUCUAAUUUAAGCAUACACAAAAAUCAAAAGUGUUAGUAAUUAGUUAUGUGGAUAUUAUUAUUGUUAUUUAUUACGUUGUAAUGUAUGAUAAUAACACAAACUAUAAAAAAAUAUAUUUUGUCAAAUAAUAUUCCAACAAUUCUUUUUAGUAAAUAUUUAUUUAUAAGCUUAUAUUUUUUAUUAAGAUAA
This is a messenger RNA of Adelges cooleyi (spruce gall adelgid), 969 nucleotides long. Its product is annotated as PSME3-interacting protein. Lineage: Eukaryota; Metazoa; Arthropoda; Insecta; Hemiptera; Adelgidae. The coding region runs from base 163 to 816 and encodes 217 amino acids. The record is from RefSeq and is a predicted model, not a curated record. Gene Ontology annotation, cellular component: nucleus. The transcript is spliced from 6 exons.